Molecule: messenger RNA, 5842 nt
Organism: Gymnodraco acuticeps
Lineage: Eukaryota; Metazoa; Chordata; Actinopteri; Perciformes; Bathydraconidae
Product: sodium-dependent neutral amino acid transporter SLC6A17-like
Exons: 12
Coding region: 291-2510 (739 amino acids)
Biological process (GO): proline transport; sodium ion transmembrane transport; glycine transport
Cellular component (GO): plasma membrane; synaptic vesicle
Source: RefSeq, a predicted model, not a curated record
CUCAGUCAGUGCCACACCGACUCACAAGUGCUGCCCGGCGGAUGUAUUCAUGCCUACACACACAUUUUCUAGCGUUAAUGAUAAACCCUGGAUUUUGGUGAUCGGUGCCAAAGACUGACGGCCCAGAGCAUAAUAUCCGGCUGUCGCUCCUCAGCAUCUCCCUUAGAGCUACAUCCCUCCACCUCUUCUCCACUCUCUGUCUGCAUCACCUCUUUCUGUUCCCACAAGGCUGUUUUCGCUCUCUCUUUCUCUCUCCACCCCCACCCCCCUCCCGACCCUCAGCCUCCCUGAUGCCGAAGAACAGCAAGGUGACGCAGCACGAGCAGACCAAUGAUCACGUCACAGAGUCGGUGGCUGACCUGCUCGCACAUGAGGAGCCGUUUGACUGCAAGAACAGCUCCCUGAACGUCGGAGAGGCCCCCGGCAAAAAGGUCCCACAGAUAGAGGUGCCUGAAAACGAUGGACGCCCCACCUGGAACAGCAAACUGCAGUACAUCCUGGCACAGGUGGGCUUCUCUGUGGGCCUGGGGAACGUGUGGCGCUUCCCUUACCUGUGCCAGAAGAAUGGAGGAGGUGCCUAUCUGGUUCCCUACUUCAUCCUCCUCCUCAUCAUCGGCAUCCCACUCUUCUUCUUGGAGCUGGCUGUGGGACAGAAGAUCCGACGUGGGAGCAUCGGGGUCUGGAACUACGUCUGUCCCAGUCUGGGCGGGAUAGGGAUGUCCAGUCUGAUGGUGUGUGGCUUCGUAGGUCUCUACUAUAAUGUGAUCAUCGGCUGGAGCAUCUUCUAUUUCUUCCAGUCUUUCCAGUAUCCUCUUCCGUGGAGCGAGUGUCCAAUCAGAAGGAAUGGGUCACUUGCCAUUGUGGAGCCAGAGUGUGAAAAAAGCUCGGCCACAACCUACUUCUGGUACCGUCAGACUCUGAACACCACCAGCACCAUCGCAGAUAGCGGCGGCCUCAACGUUAAAAUGACCCUGUCUCUGCUGGUGGCCUGGAUCAUCGUCUGCCUCGCCGUCAUCAAAGGCAUCGCCUCCUCAGGGAAGGUGAUGUACUUCAGCUCUCUGUUCCCCUACCUGGUGCUGUUCUGUUUCCUGAUCAGAGGUUUAAUGCUGAAGGGAUCAGUGGAUGGCAUUGCUCACAUGUUCACUCCCAAGUUGGAGAAGAUGCUGGAGCCCAAGGUGUGGAGAGAGGCAGCCACCCAGGUGUUCUUUGCCCUGGGUCUGGGGUUCGGAGGGGUCAUAGCCUUCUCCAGCUACAACAAGAUCGAUAACAACUGUCAUUUUGAUGCUGUGCUCGUCUCUUUCAUUAACUUCUUCACCUCCAUUCUGGCCACGCUGGUAGUGUUCGCCGUGCUCGGCUUCAAGGCAAACAUCAUGAAUGAAAAGUGCAUCGCAGAGAACACAGAGAAGAUCCUGGGAUACCUUAACUCUAGCGUCCUGAGCUACGAUCUCAUCCCUCCACACUUAAACUUCUCCCAACUCAGCACAUCAGACUACGCUGAGGUAUACAGGGUCAUCAAGACGGUGAAGGAGGACGGCUUCGCCCAGCUGGGUCUGGAUCCUUGUUUGCUGGAGGACGAGCUCAACAAGUCCGUCCAGGGCACCGGUUUGGCCUUCAUCGCCUUCACAGAGGCCAUGACUCACUUCCCAUGGUCUCCGUUCUGGUCGGUCAUGUUUUUCUUCAUGCUCAUCAACCUCGGCCUGGGCAGCAUGAUCGGCACCAUGACGGGCAUCACCACACCUGUCCUCGACACCUACAAGGUCAAUAGGGAGCUUUUCACAGUGUGUUGCUGCGUUGUGGCCUUCUUCUGUGGCCUGCUGUUCGUCCAACGCUCAGGGAACUACUAUGUCACCAUGUUUGAUGACUACUCUGCUGGACUACCUCUCACAGUGGUGGUCAUCCUGGAGAAUGUGUCUGUAGCUUGGAUUUAUGGCACAAAAAGGUUCAUGCAGGAUCUGGAGGACAUGUUGGGUUUCCGACCAUGUAUAAUCUAUUUCUAUCUGUGGAAGUACGUCUCCCCGAUCUGUCUCAUCUUGCUCAUCUCAGCCACCGUCAUCGAGAUGGCCAUCAUCCCCCCAGGAUACAACGCCUGGGUCCAAGAGCUGGCUGAGGAACGCUUCCAGAGCUAUCCUCCCUGGGCUCUGACCAUGUGCUUCUCUCUCAUCGUCGUGGCCAUGCUGCCGCUCCCUAUUGUCUUCAUCGCCAGACGCUUCAACCUCAUGUCAGACGGCUCCAACAAACUGUCUGUCUCCUACCGUAAAAGCAUGAUGAAGGACAUCUCCAACCUGGAGGAGCAGGACGAGUCCAGGUUUAUUCUUGGUGCCAAACCGGGCGAGGCGCCACCUACAGCUCCGGCAGGCCGGCCCUACCUGACCCCAGCAGGGAACAAAACCCUAGACCCCAACUUGCUGUCUCCAAACAUCUGCUACGGUACGAGCUACCAGAACCCAGCCGUCAGCCCCACCACACCGACUACUCCGAUCACACCCGCCACGCCAGAGUCUGACUCUUGACUCGUCUGACGCCCAGUCCUCGCACAGUUUACCCUCCAGCCAUAAAGUCUCCAUGGGGGUCACUGCCAAGCAUCCCCACCACUGCCCUACUGACGCCAUAAAACUGUAUGUAGCCGCCCAAUUCAUCUGAACACAUGCUUCCCAAAUAACACCGAGAUCAACCUGCAGCAGGAGAAAAAAAAACAACUCUUGCCAGUAGAUCACACACUGAAAUCAAGCUGUGCUUAAGAAAAGGUUCUGAGAUCUGCUUUUCUUUGCCUUAGUAUAAGGAUCCUCAGCAGUCAAAGCCCCCCCCCACAACACACACACACAUACACACAGUUUAACGUACAUCCCUGUUUGCACAGCGCAGGGACCUGUAAGAAUGAAUGUAGUGGAGCCGGUUUGGUCCUGCUGCUUUGCACUGGCAAAGAGAGCAAAGAUUAUUGUGAGUUUAAUUAUUUUGAGGUUUAAAGCCUCUCUUGGUCAUACUGUGUGUCUAAGCCACUCAGUCGAAGAGUUAGGAAAGUUAUUUUCUAUGAAAUCUUAUGCAGAGAUCCCAGUGAGUACAUACUGUGGGCUGGGCAAUGUCGAGAAACAAAAAAAUUGACCAAAUAGCUUGAUUUUGCAAUAUUGUAGGUCUAGGUUAGGGUUAGGGUAAUUAUGUUAUAUAAAAUGACUGCUACAACACACAAAUACAUCACUUCCCUUUAGGGUGACCAGAUGUCCCAUAUUUGAUUGGCAAUGUUUUCAAAAGUUAAACCACUUCAGGACAGAUGCUUUCCUAAAAUUGGGCUUUCAUCCAGUGUCUGUGAAGAAAGCAAGGAAAGCCAUUAUCAUUUGAUGUCAAUCAAACUGCGUACAUGUCAAGUGCAAAAAAAGAUUGCACAUUUCAAGACAUCAUUUAGUCGAAUACCACCAUAUCGAUAUAACAUAUUGCCCAGCCCUAACAGUGUGGCUACACACUGUUCUGAUGUAGCUUGAAAACCCUUCUCUUGUUGGUCUGUUUUCGCAGGGCUCUAUGUUUAAGGCUGCUAUAAAGAUAUCUAUGUAUGUUUCAUUCCCAUUCCCUUCUGUUUUUUGUGUGUAGCCAGUAUUGUUCAUUCUGUAAACAGUGGUAUGCAGUAGAGUAAUAUGAUAUGGAUAAUAAUGAUGUCCCAUUGUCCGUAACACAUACACGAUAAAUUGUGAAAGUCACUCAUUUCAGUUUCUCCACCAAAGAGUUACAAUUAAAAAACAAAACACUUGAAAUAUAAUUCAUGUAACAGAAUAACAGAAAGGAAAUGCUGAAGUGAGGUGUGCUGAAAGUACAACAGAGACCUGGUUUUAAACUCAUGAUACUUGAACAUAUUCUGCAGUGACAGAAAGCACAGUUUGUUGAUGUGAAUUUGAUACAAAUGUUAAUCCCUCGCUGAUGCAGUUCUGACAUUCUUGCUUCAAAAGCACAAAAAAGAUUUACACUUACACAAGUAAAUUAAUAACACUAAUCGUUGACGUAUUAUUUGAACGAUUAAUGCACACUUAAAAUUAAAACAAUAGCUGCCGUUGAAUGUGUACCAUACAAUGAGAAGCAAUAUAUAUUUCUGUUGGAGCACAAACUGAGGUCAAUAUGGACCGAAAACACAAUGAAAAGGACAGAAAAAUCAGGAAUGGACCGAAAAUGUUAAAGAAAGUCAAAUCAAAAUAAUGGAAUAUUAAACACAAACUUAGUAUUAACCUAUGUAAUCUAGGACCUGAUAUGCACAAGUCAAAACACACAUAUGCUCAAAUGCACAAGUUUUCUGUAUAUUUGUGGAAAAAUAAAGCUUGUGAAGUGUCAUUGAAACAGAUAGAUAUUUCCGUGUGAUGAAGAUCUAAGACACUGAACCCAUGCACACUGGUACUGAAUAGACCUGAGCACAUUCUCUUUCCUGUUACAUGGAAGAGGAUAUACCUUUAUUUAUUUUGUUAUCACAAUAUUCAAAGCCAUGGCGCAAGGAAUUAAAUGGACUAUAUUUAUAUUACUGUAAAUUUGCAUUGUGUGUAGGUGUGACGAACAACAAAGAUUUAUCUUUUAAAAGUGACCAGUAUAUAUGUAUAUAUAAAUAUAAUGUAUAUUUUGUCUUCUUCUUUUAUGAUGCUUAUUUCAAUUGUAUAUGUAAAGACAUAUCUAUUGUAGUUUUUGUAGCUACUCCUUGUUGUGGGGUUUUAAAAGCGGCUGGGAGGUGGAGGUGAUGUCAGGUUUAGUGUAAACAGCAGCUGGAUCUCUGUUGUGUUCGUCUGGCUCCACCUGCUGUCAGCUGACGUCCACUCCCCGGUCCCCACUUUAUAGAGUCACUGCUCUGCUUGUUUUGAGCCACACUAGCAUCAGCUGUCUUGGGGUUGUCCUUGACUAAAAAUCUUUGUUUUCAGCUUGAAGAAAAGCCACAAAAGAAUUCUAGGCUUAAUCGACUAAAACAAUCUGAAACGACUACCACCAAAAUGACAAUUAGUAAACAAAUCUACUUUCCACAGCAGCUUAUAGCCGGUCUUUUCUCUUUUACAACACAUCAAGUUCAUUACUGGAUAUCUCUCAAAAGAAAUCCAGUCCGUCUCUUAAACUUUGUAUGCAAUAACAUGGCCUCCAAAAUACAAUUAAAACAACUUUUAAUAAUAUAUAUUAUCAUAGAUUGGUCACUUUAUUCACUUCGAAGAGCAGCACUGUCUUACAGGACUGAUAUUGUGGUUCUAAACAUCCCGUUUUCUUUCCUGUUUUGUCUUAGUCUGUGUGAUUCAGCCACUGCUGCGUGCGUCAUAUAGAGAUCCCUCUGUUGUUCAAGUCAGUAAAUAAAAUUAUAACCAAAAGAUUCUGAUGAUAGAUUUUACCCAUGUGAAUUAUAUAUAUAUAUAUAUAUAUAUGUCUUAAUAGGUAACUGUUUUAGCAAUAAAUGCAACAUAAAGUAAUGAUGAAUGUGAUUAAUGCACUUUUUUCACUAGGACUGCAAAAAAGUUUGUGAAAUUUGUUUUGUUGUCCUCGUAGUGUAAAAGCAAUAUCCAGAUAUUAAAAUGGAGAAUAAUUUAAGAUUGACACAUCGUGUGAGUUAGCGAUGAUUAGGAACUGCCCUCUUACAGCCAAAGGGAAGUUAACUCUUCCUUACAAGAGCUGGUGUGUGUGUGUGUGUGUGUGUGUGUGUGUGUGUUUCCUUCUUCUUACCUGUGUGUGCAGGGCCUUAUUGAGCACAUGUUUUAAGCACUGUCUGUACAGGAGAAACCUUAUAGAUGUCCCUUGACAGCUCCUCUCUCCCUUUCCUCAGUCAUAUAAUGAUUGUAUGAUACUGACAACUAUUGUAAAAAGAAAAAAAUGUGAACAUCACCAACAAUAUGAAUAAAUAAAG